Penicillium maclennaniae is the source of this 1680-nucleotide messenger RNA. RefSeq lists its product as uncharacterized. The coding region runs from base 1 to 1680 and encodes 559 amino acids. The record is from RefSeq and is a predicted model, not a curated record. The transcript has 2 exons. NCBI's taxonomy places the organism in Eukaryota, Fungi, Ascomycota, Eurotiomycetes, Eurotiales, Aspergillaceae.
AUGGGGAAAGAUGACUUCCUGAGAGACCUUGGCCAGGUCAAGGCCCCAGGUACAUUCAAAUACCUGAGCAAGGUCAAAGCUGGCGACAGCGAUGGAUCGAUUGUUUCACCUUCGCAGCCUUACAACUACCCCAAAAGCCACCAAUACUUCGUCUACUCUACAUCUGAUCCCCCGCUCGCAGUCAUCGAGGCUCUUCAAAACGUCGUAAAGAACCUUCCUUGCAUUUCCAUUCGUGAUCUCCUGGCUGCCAUCGAAAGCUCGAUUCAUGCAGCGCUCAAUGGCUCAACGUUGCAGCCAUGCAACGAAUAUCACGAUGAUGAACAGAUUCCCAUCGACGAUUCUGAUGAUCAUCUAUGCAACUUUGAUGGUUUUGGGGAGUUCGACUACGACGAGCACGCUUUUGAUGACUGUGACGCUUCCCUACCAACCUACAACGUUCCAUCUUUCCUGCGCCGGAAGAUCAGUGAGGAUCUGCGAGCUGCCAAGAACACCGGCUUCAAGGUUGGGCACGUUGAAGUCACGCAAUGUGGAUUCGUGGUUUCGGUGGCUAGCCGCCUCAAUAGACUUGGAAUCUCCGAAGAAGUCAUGGAUGUUUGGCAAGUGCGUCCCAAUGACUACCUUGGUCUUCUGAUUCGUUACCCGCGAGGAUACGUGAACAUGAAGGACUUGUUUGAACAGGGUGACCCAAACCCUUCAUUUAUCCAAAUGCAUCUCGGGCUCUGUGACUCCUACAAGCCAUCGGCUACGGCAGCUCUGAUGGCCUUUCAGGGCAGCACGCCGACAGAAAAGGAUAUUUUAGACCUACGAGAGACUGAAACAAACAAGCUCAGAUCCUGUUUCAUCGGCCGCCAGCUUAAUCGACUCCUGAACGAGCGAUUCUUGGCUAUUGCGCGAUUUCGUCUCAGAUGGGGACUCUCAUGGACAGGCGCAGAAAACCCUUUCCAGGUCAGCCAGGGGAAGCCUCUGAAUGACGAGGACGUCAGUUCCGAAGAACAUCUGAAGCCUGAUGAAUGGGGGACUCCACCUCCCCCUUUGCUAAUGGCCGACCAUAUGGCCGACGAGGGUUUUGUCUUGUCGAGAAUGUCAUUCCCCUUGCUCGCAAUGCAAUUCACCCUUCGACACUUUGUCAGAUGCACAGAGUUCUGCCUCGUUUGUUUCUGCAAGAAGUUCGACGAUUUUGAUGCAAUGAAGCCCUACGUUUGCUCAAGUCGACUUUGUCUCUACCAAUACAUCACUUACGGUAUGGGGCCAAGUCUGGAAUAUGAAGUCAAAUCUCAGCCAAGUGUUGUUGACUUGCUAGUAUCCUUGGCUUUCAUCAGAGCCAAGACCGGCAAGCUUGAACAUUUUCCUACAGGGCUUGGAAUGCGAAUUCCCAAUACGGAGACAACUGAGCCGGAUGAGGUUCGAAUUGACCUCCCAACAGGCCGGAAGGUCACUAAAUAUCACAGUGGGACGAUUUAUCCCCAUAAAAUGUUCAAUUCCAGCAAGACCCUGCCCGGUAUUAACAUGGAGCUUUCUCAAGAGGGCAAGUCACGGCUCAUCGAAGGCCAAUGGAUCGUUUUUGUCGGUCUGGAAGGGGAGAAGAUCUUGCCAAAGGACCUUCAUGGCAUUGCCGAGUCCAAAAAACCGGCUCAAACGUUGUGGAGCUCUCAUUUCCGCUUCGCUGGAGCAAACAGAUGA